AGGGAAGGGUUAGAGAUGCUCUCACUGAGCUACCAACAUCCGGAUCCCCUGCCUAUCGAUCUGCCUCGCCGACGACUGAGCUCUCCAUCGGUCAGCCACGACGCGGCCGGCCUCGUGCCCUACCGCCGUCUCGGCUACCAUGCCAGGUUCACCUCCGGCGCAGGCUCUCCCUCCAGCACCCAAACCCAGAGCCAAGCGCCACCUCCUUCUCCUCCUCACGGCGCCGUCCCUCCUCGCCCUCGUCCUCGCCGUGCUCUUCGCCACCUCAAGCAAUCCGCUGCCACGCCUCGUCCGCCUGCUCCUCAGACCGAGGUCUUCCCUUCUCAGCCCGCCGGAGCCAGUCUCCGCGGCCGAUACCUCGACGGACGCGGGACGCCCACCAUGUGUUCUAUGGAUGGCCCCUUUCGCCUCCGGCGGCGGCUACUGCUCCGAGGCCUGGUCCUACGUCGCCUCGCUUGACGAGAAUGUCGCUGCAGGCGUCGAUGCGAACUUCACGCUCUCAAUCGCCCACCACGGUGACCUCGAGUCGCCGGAGUUCUGGCAGGGCUUGCCCGAGCAGUCCAAGAACUUGGCGUACAGGCUCGCCACUGCGCAGUGUGAGCUCUCUCGUGCCGUCGUUGUGUGCCACAGCGAGCCUGGCGCGUGGUACCCGCCGAUGUACGAGUCUCUGCCUUGCCCACCUACCGGGUACGACGAGCCGGCGUUCGUCAUUGGCCGGACGAUGUUCGAGACUGACCGUGUCUCGCCGGAGCAUGUCAGGCGCUGUAACCAGAUGGAUGCUGUCUGGGUACCGACAGAUUUCCACGUCUCCACAUUCGUGAAGAGCGGGGUCGAUCCCUCCAAGGUCGUCAAGGUAGUGCAGGCCGUCGAUGUCACAUUCUUUGAUCCAGCCAAGCACGUCGCCUUUCCUCUUCCGAUUGGUUUCUCUGUCAUGGCGCCUGAUGAUUCUACACGGAAUACUGAUAGCUCCAAAGGCAAAGGUUUUGUGUUUCUUAGUGUGUUCAAAUGGGAGCAGAGGAAGGGCUGGGAUGUGCUUCUGACAGCCUUUCUGCAGGAGUUCUCUGGAGCUGAUGAUGUUGUGCUCUACCUACUGACCAACGCCUACCACUCUGACACAGAUUUUGGAGGGAAAGUUCACAGAUUUGUGAACAAUUCCAGCAUUGAGGAGCCAGUGCUAGGAUGGGCAGAAGUCCGGGUGGUUGAUGAGCAUGUCCCACAGUCCGACCUUCCAAGGUUGUACAAGGCUGCAGAUGCAUUUGUGCUACCUUCCCGUGGCGAGGGGUGGGGCAGGCCGGUGGUCGAAGCCAUGGCCAUGGAACUGCCAGUGAUUGUGACGAAUUGGUCAGGCCCAACGGAGUACCUGACUCAAGAGAAUGGAUACCCACUGGACGUGGACAGGCUGACUGAGGUCACAGAAGGGCCAUUCAAGGGUCAUUUCUGUGCUGAGCCAUCAGUUGAUCAUCUGAGAGCUUUGAUGAGGCGCGUCUUUGGUGAUCAGGAGGAGGCAAGGAGAAAAGGGAGGAAGGCAAGGGAAGACAUGGUUGAGAGGUUUUCGCCAGAGGUUGUGGCAAGGAUUGUUGCUGAUCAGAUACAACAGGUGGUUGUCAGUACUCAGUAGAUGGAUAGCCCAAAUCUUAUCACAAAUUUCCGAGGAAAGUAGAUAUCAUACACCACACAUAUGAUGUAGGUAUGGUAAGCUCGUUACUUAUUUGCCGCUUUGUAGGAGUUAUUUGUAGUAGUUUCUGCAAUGGUGGGGAUAAUUGGUGGCUGUUGUUCAUGUGCCUUUAUGCCAUCAUUAUUUGAAUGGUUCCCAAGCA
Molecule: messenger RNA, 1817 nt
Organism: Aegilops tauschii subsp. strangulata
Lineage: Eukaryota; Viridiplantae; Streptophyta; Magnoliopsida; Poales; Poaceae
Source: RefSeq, a predicted model, not a curated record